Molecule: messenger RNA, 1404 nt
Organism: Sodiomyces alkalinus F11
Lineage: Eukaryota; Fungi; Ascomycota; Sordariomycetes; Glomerellales; Plectosphaerellaceae
Exons: 1
Coding region: 369-1109 (246 amino acids)
Source: RefSeq, a predicted model, not a curated record
CCCCCCCCCAUAUCUCCCUCCCGAUGUUUCGUCACGCGUGUUCGAGUGUUCGAUAGAAGCUCACGAAAUUGGCCCACCCCUCAGUCCUGCGUCGUCAACGUGCCGAAAGUAUACCGCGCAGCGCGGAAGGGCUCGAGGUGAGUUGACGUCUUUCCACCCAAACCCGUCGGAACAGAAUAGUGACAGUCGAAUCUCUAUCCUGUACGCAGGCUUUGAAAAGAGACGGAGAAGUCUCUGUCAUCUCGGAACCCCGCCCCGACGUUCGACACUUCUGGCCUCCCACUAACGCCUGGGGAUCCUACCCCGAAGUUCAACACAUCUGGCCUCACACCGUCAACGACACCCCGGACAACCUCAAAAUAACCAAAAUGGCCCUCCCCGCCGCGAGAAUGCUAGUCAAAAUGUCCCUUCUGAAACAGCUGUAUCGCCUGCUCGUCCCCCCCCCUCCCGGCCGGAAAAACGACGAUUCGCCAACCGCCGAACCCCCCUCGUUCGACAAGGCCUGGAACAUGGUGUCCCUGACCCCCCAGCUAUGCAGCCGCUUCCGGAACGCCAUCUUCGGGCUCAAGUGGGUGGAACCCAACGACCUGACGCUCAGCGCCGAGAAGCUGGCCCAUGGCGACGGGGGGGACUACCUCUACUACCAGGUCGAAUGGUGCGAGUUCCCCGAGUCCUUCGCCGAGACGCUGAGGAACCAGCUCGGGCCCUGGGAGAGCGCGCGGCCCCGUUACCAGACGAUCGACCUCGGCUGCAAGAGGACCAUCGACGCGCUUCGGGAGUACACGAAGGCGUUCUGGGCGGUCACGCGGCCUGUCAAGCCGGAGCGCAUCCUGACCCUCAAGGUGAAGCGCGGGGACUAUAAAAAGACCGAGCUCAUGAUCCGGACGCAAUGGGUUUUGAUGCAGAUGGCUGCGUUUUCGGGUGCGGGCGAUGUUCGCAAACUGAUUCCGCUGACGGCUUCGAAACUGCCGGGUGAUCCGGAGCCUGCACGGGCCGGAUGCGGAAACGACAGCGACAGUGAACGCGAGGAUUGGUACGAGCUCCUGUGGGAUUGGGAUUUCGACUGUGACUUUUAUGAGUUCCUUUCCGAGCCCGAAUCCGAGGGCUAGGUAGGAUACAUCAUACGGAUGAGUCGUGAGUCGUGACGAAUCACGAUCAGGGGUCGGAUGCUGAGAAAUGAGAGUAAAAAGAGUAUGACUGAGAGUAGUGAGAGUGAGAGUGACGUUGAAACGGGGAGCUCUAUCCGUAGGACCGUAGUUAAUUAGUGAGCGCAGUGGAAGCCUGGAAGACCAAACGCGACAUUGUCCUUUAGGUCAUCAUAAUCCAAUAAUAUAUUUUGUUCCAGCAAACCGGUUCAUCCGUUCAAUAUCAACGUCAAUGUGGCAUUGUAUGGACUCUGCUCGU